This is a messenger RNA of Candida albicans SC5314, 2955 nucleotides long. It is a transcript of the gene LEU3, whose product is annotated as leucine-responsive transcriptional regulator. The transcript has a single exon. Gene Ontology annotation, biological process: regulation of DNA-templated transcription. NCBI's taxonomy places the organism in Eukaryota, Fungi, Ascomycota, Pichiomycetes, Serinales, Debaryomycetaceae. Gene Ontology annotation, cellular component: nucleus. The record is from RefSeq and is a predicted model, not a curated record. Bases 1 to 2955 code for a protein of 984 amino acids. Gene Ontology annotation, molecular function: zinc ion binding; DNA-binding transcription factor activity, RNA polymerase II-specific; transcription cis-regulatory region binding.
AUGAAUAAUAACGUCGCAAGUAGCCAGAAUAGUGGGAAGAGCUCAUUGGAUAACCUUGUUCAUAUUGCGAGCAAUAUGUCACAAGAAUUUCGUCUCCCCAACCGACCCAGCAUCCCGCCCAACCAAUCUUUGUCUCAAACGCCUUUGAAUCAACAACCAGCAUCCGAGUAUAAUAGUGCAACAAGCACUCCUUCACCAUCGAUGGCAACUGGCCUGAAAACUAAAAGGAGUAAGAAAAUGGCGUGUGUUGAAUGCAGACAACAGAAAUCUCGCUGCGAUGCCUUUGAAAAGCGGCCUGAUCCCUGCACAAGGUGUGCAAAAAAAGGACUACAUUGUGACGUCAAGUCUGAUUACAAAAGAACCUAUAAAAGAGCACGUAUGGCACAAAUUGAAAAAGAAUUUGAGGAGUUGAAAAAGACUUUGACGACUACACAGGCAGCUGAAUUAUUGACAAAGUUUCCUUCUUUGUCUUCGGCUUCACCUGAUACAAAUCCACAAGAAGAAACUCUGCAGAUCCAGGUUAAGAUCGAGCCUGGUACCCUGAAUGACACAACUCAAGGUAUUGCAGGUGUAGGGGUAGCUAAGACUACUAGUAAUGUUGAUUUGCCACAACAUUCAACAAAAGCAGUCGAAGGUGCAUACACACAACAAAACUCCACCAAGAAUACGCAAUUUACACCUUACCGGAUUCUGUCACAUAAUUCAUCGGAAACUAGUCAGUCGAUUCCUAACACGCCAUCAAUCACAAGACAAGUUGAGUCAAAUACUCGUAGUCAAAUACCAUUAGCACAGCAAGAAAAGAAAGUAGAAUUAUUGGAUAGCUCGCUUAUCUGUGAGGAAAAAUCUGUUGAUGACAUUUCGCUCAUGCCAGAGACAAUAAAGAAACUUUAUUUGGAGUAUUUCGAGAGAUAUCAUCCAAUAUUACCGGUAGUCGACGUAUCAUUAGGUCCAGAAAGAAUCUACAGAUUGUGUCCAGCCUUAUUUUGGGUAAUUAUGUUUGUUUCCUUAAGAAGAUUUCCAGAUAAUUCAUCAAAGUCGUUGUUGGUACGUUUGUCCCCGAUUGUGAAAGGGAUACUAGCAGAAAUUAUGAUAUCUCCCAUUACAAGAUAUAACCCUAUAGAAGAGGAUGAGCCAAUUUACAAUGUGAGUUCAGUCUACUCAGUGCAAGCAUUUUUAUUGUAUUCAUACUGGCCACCGAUCACCUCGUCUUUGAGUGCUGACUCUUCCUAUAAUACAGUUGGAACGGCCUUCCUUCAGGCCAUCAGGAUUGGCCUUCAUACACCAACAUUAGUCAAUACUAGUGAGAUGAACAAAGACGAGAAAACAAAACAUCAAUUGACAAUGACCCAUGAACAACUCAAGACUUGGAUAUUUUGCAACAUUGCAUCUCAAACUAUAGCGACAGCAUUUGGGUUUCCAGCCUGCACUCAAUUCGAGUCUUCAAUGUGGUUUUACAAUCAGCCUGGCAGCUCCAUAAUAAUACCCAGAAACUUACAGCUAAUGAUGGAGAUUGCUCAGUUUGAAGACCAAAUGGCGAAGGCAUUGAACUCGAAUCCCAUGGAUCCUUGCGGACUAAUAGACGCUAGCGAAAGACUACCCCUUUUAAAAUUGCUUCUGAAAAGAUUAGACACCAUAGAAAUAACCUUGAAAAACGAAAUGUUACAGCCGAGUGAUAGAAGAUUUCGUGUGUUUGAAAUUUUGUCAGCGAGGGUGCAUUUGCUCAGCUACUAUUUCAUGGAUACAGUAAGAAUAGCUCAAUUUGAGCUACAAAAGGGUUUAAUCAGGUUAUACAAUGCAGCUAUAGCAUUAAUCAGCCACACGUCAGAGUGCCAAGCUGAAGACAAAAAGUUUGUAAAGUAUUUGCCAGGGGUGUAUUUAUUAAACCUUUGGCAAGCCGGAUGUAUAAUUGGGAAACUAAUUCAUUCUAGCUUGAAAAAGUUUAUUGACGUGGGUACAGGAAAACAAAGCUACGAAUCGGUGAUAACUUUCACCGCAACAGCGUCAAUUUUGAAGCACGAUAUGGCGUAUAGGUCAAGUGGAAUUACGCGAAACAUGUGGCAACUUUUCAGAGAGUUGGAUGCCAAAAAAAUGAAUUCGUUGAGCAUUGAUAUAAGAAAUAGAAUGUCUGCUUCAGUCUUUUUUGAUUGUUUGAAAUUAUUGAGAGCCCAGGUUGGCAUCACAAAACUAACUACGAAAACUGAUGAGAGUCACCCUGCUGAUGACGAUGAGGCAAUUGAAGAGUCACAAGAAGAAGUGGAAGACGAAGAUGAUCAACAACUCGCGGAAAUGGGUAACGAAAAGGCUGCACCUUCUGAAGAUGAAAAGAAUGGCUCAUUGCAUAAUGUUAGCCAAAAAUCUACACCAAACAGUACUACCUCAAGCAGAGUUCGCAGAGCAAGAACAUUAUCUAACAAUAUGGAUGCUGAAUCGAAAACUAGAAAAAUCAUUCGAACAAUUCCUUUGGAUCCAGAGCCAAUAUCCAUUGGUGCAUCGAAACGAAGCUCGAUAUUUAAAGUUGUGAACUCUUCUACAGAUUCUUCACCAAUUAUGAAAUCAGAUGUAAGCACUCCAAAUUCCAACAGAAUUAAUGAUCAUCAGACAAGAACUCAAACAUACAACCCAUCCCAUGUGGGCAAACAAUAUCUGCAACAGCUGCCACAUAUUUCAUCAAAACAAACAGUCCAAUCAUCGCAAUAUCAACAUCAUCAACAACAACAACAACCACAACAAUUACAACAGCACCAAUACGAGCAAAUAUUGCAACUGGAUAAUCGUAGUUAUCAGCCAGCACAGAACAUCAGCGAAGCACCUUUGCUGCAAUUCUCUGCCUUCGCGUUCAAUGAAUCGCCUAUACAGCUUGGUUUAGAAAACUUGGAUAUCGAUAAUUUUGAUCACGAUAUGCUUUGGAAAGAUGUUGAUAGCGUCAUGAACGAUUUUGGUUUUCACACAAGUUGA